This is a messenger RNA of Porites evermanni, 10294 nucleotides long. NCBI's taxonomy places the organism in Eukaryota, Metazoa, Cnidaria, Anthozoa, Scleractinia, Poritidae. The record is from the annotation of a GenBank genome assembly.
UUCAAGAUGGCGCUCGAAGUUGAAUCUGCAGAGUGAGUGUGAAUCCUUGUUUUUCGGGGAGCAAAGGAAGUAUUAAUUGCUCUACUACUUAUUUAAUGCAGACUUAAUGAUAUUCUUGUAAAUAUCUAGUGGUUUAAACCUGUUUUGAGAGAGCGAUUCAUUUCAUGAGAUCAUCCUAGAGGCAUGCACGUGUCUUCCAAAAGUGAAUGCAGAGAUAGUUUGCAGACGCUGGCGAACAAAGCAACACACAUGUAUUCAACAUUAUUUAACUUAACCUCUUUUAAUUCAACAAGUUAGCUAGUAGUAAAGUGAACGUCUUAUGAAUAUGUUCUUGCUAGGCAAGAUAGAAAUCAGCAAUAUUUGCGUUAGAUGUAUGAUUCACAUUCUAUGAUAUUAGCAUGUUUUAUGCUAUCUUUAAAUUCGAAGUAAAAUAAAGUCAUUGAUUGAUUGCGUGAAUUUCUGCCUUGUUGACUCUUGUUUUGUUUUCUUUCAGUGUAAUCCGACUUAUCCAACAAUUUCUGAAAGAAAACAGUCUACCAAGAACUCUUGCAACUCUGCAGGUAGAGAAUACACAGAUAUGUUUAAAACUGUUAUACUUGUACAAGCGAAUGCAAGCAAACGUUGAUGAAUGCUGCUGAGAAAAUUUUUGGUCUCAGAAAAUUUUGAUGCCACUCAAAAUAUCUUAGAAGCAUUUGUGAGUCUCAAAGUCUUGUUGUUGUGUGUUCCCUUUCUCUCAAAGUAUUGUUCCAGUGCAUUUUUCUCCACUCGGGUUUGUGAACUACAUCAGGGCUGCCAUGGUCAGGGAAAAGUCAGGGAAUUUUCUAAAACGUGAGAGAAAAUCUUUGAUAUUGUCAGAGUAGUGAAAAGUCAGGGAAUUCUGUUUUCCCGUUUAUAGUUCAUAAGUUUUCAUCACUAUUUUGAAAUGCAUUUUCUUUUGGAAAAGACUAAAAGUAUGCUGCAAAGCAAGUAAAGUGAUCAGUUUGACACUCUACGUCUGACACAUGUAGUAGUUGUGGUCAGUGGUUUUCGUUGUGAAUGCUUUCUUCCAAAUUCCUUCUUCCUCUUUCUGUGAAAAACCGAAAGAGGUUGAAAAUGAAGAGAAAACUAUCGAUGGCCUGCAAAAAAGCUUAAGUGAAGGUAAACAUGGAUUGUUUCUCAUUAAUAAAAGGUUGUUGAAAACUGUUUAAAUUUUAGUGAAAAGUCCGGGAAAAGUCUGGGAAUUUUUAACUUUCUGAUGAGUGGCAGCCCUGCACAUGUAUUAUUUUACUGCCCUAAUACAGUAACAGUGAAACCUCUCCCUUAGGACAUCUCUACAAAUAAUUCCAGUUCAAGUUCAUACACAGUAAUUCUUUUAAAAAAGCUUUGCUUUUCAGACCUCCUCUUCCUUAAAGAGUUUUUAAUGACCCUACAGCCCAUGAUGGGUAUGGUUUUGUUUUUGACCCUCACAUUAUUGCUUCCUUACCAAAAAAAAUUAUGUAUUUUUAUCACAGGAAGAAACAGGAAUCACCUUGAAUACUGUUGAUAGCGUGGAAAGCUUUAUUGGAGAAAUUAACAAUGGACACUGGGACACAGUGUUACAAGCUAUUCAACCUCUUAAAUUACCAGACAAGAAACUUAUUGACUUGUAUGAACAGGUAUAUAUGGCUCCUUCAUGAUAUUAUCCUUAAUGGAAAGCCUUUUUGUAAAGUGCAAUGAAAAGGAGUUAUAAUAUUAAUGACAACCUGCACAGAUAUUAUGCACUAUUACGUGUAGUUAUUUCUACUAUGAUAGAACUUCAAUAACUUGAACUUGGAUGAAUUGAAUUUCUUGCUAACUCAAACUUAAAUAAUAAUUUUCUUUCCUUUGAUCACAAUUUCACUGAAAUGUGCCCGAUAACUCGAAUUCCCCAGUUACUCGAACUGUUUUUCGUUUCCCUUCAGAGUUUGAGUUACUGGGGUUCUACUGUAAUUGUAAUUUUUACUCCUCUAAAAUCAGUCAGUUGCAUAUGUGUUACAGAUGAAUUAGGGCUAGGAGACAAAGGAAACUGAGAAUCAACCAAGGUGAAAGAAUUUUAACCUGAAUUUAAUUUUGACCUGUAACAUGUUCAGUGGGAGAUCCAGACCUUCAGGUAAAGGGGUGGGGGGAGACGGUCAUCGAGGCCCUGAUAUAAGGGAGGGGGGCCUGAGGCCUGGUCUCACGUCAGGCCUCAGUUUGAUUUAAAAAAAGGGGGGAGUGGAGGGGCACGGGUCCUGGGUCCCCCGGACCCCUCCCCAGGAUCCACCACCCAUAUACAUGUACUCUCUUACAUGUACAUAUUAUUUACAAGUACAUUUAGUGUGAUAUAUUGCAAGUAUGGGGAAUGCAUUGUAACAAGACCUUCUGUAUGCUUUAUGAGAAUGACUGCUGUGUGAAUACUGGCUAAUUUAGCCUUUCUUGACUGGUUCAUUAUUCAACUGCCCUUAAUUGCUUGCAUGGGGCUGUUGCACUGAUGUUAUCAUCUUGUACAGUGAAAAAAUAUAUUACAUGUACUUUCAUCUGGCACAUAAUAAAAUUUUUAUCAGAUUGUAUUGGAGUUGAUUGAGCUGCGUGAAUUGGGAGCUGCAAGGUCAUUGUUACGUCAAACAGAUCCGAUGAUCAUGUUGAAGCAGCAGCAACCUGAUCGAUAUCUCCAUCUAGAGAACAUGCUGGCCCGUUCAUACUUUGAUCCCAGGGAGGCAAGUAAAAUGAAUUAAUAUGCUUUGGAAAUGAAAUUCAUCUUACAAUGUAUCAUUGAAGUAACACUGCAAGUACUUUAAAGUGAUCAUAGUUCUUCUCCGGGCAUUAAACAUCUAAUGAUGUAAUUUUUCAUUGACUUUUUGGAACAUACAUUUACGCUGUGCAUGGACACUGUAGCUGUUUUUGAUUUUGUGAUCAUAAUUUAAACUUGUAGGCCUAUCCAGAAGGUGGCAGUAAAGAGCGCAGAAGGGCAGCCAUUGCACAAGGUGAUUAUAAGUAACAUUAACAAUAAUUUACGUGACUGUAUGUAAUAUUAGAAACCUGAAUAAAUUAUAGUGUGACAAUGAUAUCAUUGUGUUUUUUUCACAGUGCACAUUUCUUUUUUAUUUGCAUAAGCUGGCUUCUACACUGUAGUACUUUUACUGUGGGAAAAAUGUAACGUUACUUUAAUAGGCUCUAGUUUUAGAAGGACUGAAUUGAUGUACAAUGCAAGGGAGCAUACAUCUUUGUAUAGUACAAAAAAUAUAUAAUUGUCUAUCUUGUAUGUGUUUGUUAUAUAAUUGUCUAUCUUGUAGACGAAAACCUUUCAUGGAAUAUACACAUUGAAAAAAUAGCCAAGAAAAUCGCAUCGGGCAUUGGAGUAAUUAAACGUUGUAGGCCUUUUGUUAAUCGAACCACAUUGGAGUCCGUUUUCAAUGCCUUAGUUCAACCGUACUUUAAUUACUGCAGCGAGGUCUGGGGGCAUUGUAACAAAAGUCUUUCGAAUAAGCUCCAAAAGUUGCAAAACCGGGCUGCCCGUAUUCUAACCUUCUCCAGUUAUGACACAAGCGCUGAUCCUCUUCUUGAGCAACUCAACUGGAAACGGUUGGAUACUCAGCGACAAAUACAAGUGGCCACCAUGGUCUAUAAAUCUAUACAUGGUCUUGCGCCCGACUAUCUUGGUUCUCUUUUCACUAAAUAUAAUCCACCUUAUAAUUUAAGGAACUCUGAAAACAAACUAGCUGUUCCAUUGCCCCGCACCAAUUUCUUGAAAAAUAGCUUUAGCUAUAAUGGUGCGGUUAUCUGGAACAGCUUGUCCCCUGAAUUGCGGCAAGCAAAAUCACUUAAAUCUUUUCGAAAUGGUUGUCGCGAUUUCUUUGACUGAAUCGAUAAAACGCACACGGCAUCUAUGUAAAGCAGAAUUUCUUUAUUUUCUCUAUCUUUACUAUUUAAAUUUUUAGAUCAUGUUUAUAUAGAUUAAAGUAGAUUGUAAUUUUUUAUUAUUAUUAUUUUAUCUGAUAGAUUUACCGUGUUUAAAUAAAAAUAAAGUUCAAGUUCAAGUUGUUUGAUCUUUUUAUCUCUGGUGUGUAUUGUAUGUAACCAAAAUUCUUUUCCAUGGCAAUAUUUUAUAUUAGUAACAUUUUAGUGUAGUAAAGAUGUGUUUUAAAAAGAAACCAACAUGUGUGUGAAAGUACAGGUGUAUUGUUAAAGAUUGUGGUAAAACGUGAGCCAGCUGUUGAUGUGUGUCUGGUGGUGGGGUCACCUUUUAAAGGCAUUAGCAGAAAACCGUGUCCUGAGUGUACAUGCUUUCACAUUAUCUGACAGCUCUCUCAGGAGAGGUCUCUGUGGUUCCUCCAUCACGUUUACUGGCCUUACUUAGUCAGGCACUCAAAUGGCAGCAGUAUCAAGGUCUCCUCCCUCCUGGAACAACCAUUGAUGUUUUCCGUGGUAAGGCGGCAGUUAAGGAUGAAGAGGAAGAGAGAUAUCCUACACAACUUAACAGAACGAUCAAAGUAAGUGUUGCACCUAUUACUUCCUGACCUAUUUUCCCAACAGAACAUUGUCAGUAGUAAUUAAGUACUACUAUUUUUACUUUCCUGAUUCCCAGCCUUAUUCUUCUUAGAAUUGAUAAAGUGACCCUAAACAACUUUCCACCUUUUUAAUAUUUUGCAUUUUUGCAUCGACUUUUUGGACACAGCUACAAAAAAUUGGUGAGAUUUUUGUACAAGUUGUACUUUGUUAUUCACUGUCAGCUGCACAAUGUCAACAACAGCAUGUUAUUGGCGUAACCUUUUAAGCCUCAAUAUCCACAUACAAAUUCUCCAAACUGAUCUCUAUACAUUUCCUUCAUUGAUGGGUUGAGAGAAUUUAAUAAAAGAUGAAAGUAGUGUCUCUUACGUGAUCAUUUUGUUAAUUCUCAUAACCUUAUCUCUUGACAAUCUAUGGAUAUUGUUAGGAGAAAAUUGAUGUUGGUCACUAUUGAGACUUAAAGGGUUAAUGCUGUCCUAUCAGUCAUCCUCAGUAAAAGGAUACAGUGUAUGCUGCCCAAAACCAUUUUUUUAAAAUUUACACAAUUCUUUAUUUUUCACAGUUUGGAGCCAAAUCCCACCCAGAAUGUGUCAAGUUUUCUCCUGAUGGCCAGUACCUAGUCACAGGAAGUGUAGAUGGUUUUAUUGAAGUGUGGAAUUUCACAACUGGGAAGAUCAGAAAAGAUCUUAAGUACCAAGCUCAAGAUAAUUUCAUGAUGAUGGAUGAUUCUGUUCUAUGUUUGGCAUUUAGUAGAGACAGUGAAAUGUUAGCUUCUGGAGGACAGGACGGAAAGUUAAAGGUACAUGAGUCACAAAACACAUGUUUGUUUACACAUGACUUUGGUACAGUGUGUCUUAAAUGUAGACAACACACCAGAAGUGCUUUAAAUACAGGUACUUACUUUAUGAUAAUUAUAUGUAGCACAGAGAUGGAGAAAAGAUAGAUUCCAGCAGUUACAGUGUAGGAAGAACAACUUCAAACACUAGAUUGUGACUUUCAUUUCACAGGCUUUCAGCUUUUUACUAGUCAUGUGAUGUUGUUUCUGGGUUGAAAUGAAAUUUACCCUCUCAGUUGUUGCAAGUAUUGUUCGUACCACUGUUGGACCCAAAAAGGAUAAUAAAGAACUUUUUUGAACAAGACAAUUUUAACUUUUUGGAGUUAAAAAAAGGAUUUUUGAGAUAGGUUGUGAAAUUGCAAGACUCCAAGACAAAGUUGUGAGAGUUUGCAAGUCUUUAUGGCUUUGAUGCAGUGUUCAUGGGGAAAUUAAGAUAACAUUUCUAAAAUUUUGCUAUUGUAGAGCGGUAUUUUGUCUGUGUUUAUAAAUUGAUAGUAGGGCAUCCCUUUGAGGAUAUCAAGCUUUUAUAUGGCGUACAUGUAACUGUAUGCAAAAUGCUCUACGAUGUCACUUAUCAAGUGCGCAUAUUACAAUCAGGUGCAGCAAAACAAGUUGGGAAAUUCUUUUUGAUGCAUUCACUUAUAAACAACAUACAUGUAAAAUCAAGAUGUAUGUCCUGACUUGGUCUCUUUUUAACCAAAUCAUGGUUUCAAGCAGGUACGAGCACAUCCCAAAAGUGCAGUCACUACCGUUUACAUGAUGUGUAAAAUUACGUUGUCACAGGUAUGGAAGCUACAAACUGGACAGUGUUUGAGACGGUUUGAGAAAGCCCAUGCAAAAGGUGUAACAUGUGUAACAUUCUCCCGUGAUGCCAGCCAGCUUUUGAGUGGCUCCUUUGAUAUGACAAUAAGGUAGUUUAUGACACUUUGUUUUCUUCAUUCUUACUCAUGACCAACAAUAGAAAAUAGUAUGUAAGUUGUCUGUAACAUGAGUCAUCUGCAAUUAUCAUGUCAAAAUAAGAACUGACCUCUUUUAAAUUACUUGUAUCUACGUAUAUUGAGUGAGUUAAUUAUUGUAAUAAAAUAAUAUCCAGUUGAACUUCUCUAAGUUUUCCACGUUGAGUCCUGAAAGAUGGGCAAAUGUAGUUUUGUAGACAAAGAAGCCAUUAAUUUGUUGAGGUUCAACAGUAUAAAAUUAUAUAGUCUGAUCCCGGGGGGGGUACUCCCAUACAUUACCUAUACAGGUAUGUGCCGCCCAACAGGGUCGUGAUUUUAAAGCUCCUGGUUCAGAACGGGGUAUCCAUUUCAGAGGCGUUUUCUAGAAUGGGGUAUAAUAUUUCGAACGCAUGAAAGCUCCAGUUUUGUAAGCAGCCAUUUGAAAUUAUUCAAGGACAGAUUGCUUUUAAAAAUACGGCUCAAUGCGUUACUGAAGCAAACUGUAUAUACUCUUGUUGCACCCUAGAACGGAGUAUAAAAAAUUGGCCCAUUUCUAGAACGGGGUAUCAGUUUUAGGGCGAAUUAUAGAACAGGGUAUAAAAAAUUGGCCCAUUUCUAGAACGGGGUAUCGAUUUUAGGGGAAUUUUUUUUUAGAACGAGGUGCCAAUUUGGAGUCCCAGGCCGCACAUACCCACCAAAAAAAUACCCAAGUGCCCCCCCACCCCCCAGGAGUCUGAUUAACGUGCAUGUACUGUCAGUUUUCUAAUUUUUUGGGAACAUUCAUGUUCAUGUGCUGUAGUUAUUCUGCAAACUUCAGGUUUGAUUUUUACAUGAUCUUUUUUCUUUGUUCCAGAAUGCAUGGCCUUAAGUCUGGGAAGACACUAAAGGAAUUUCGAGGACAUACAUCUUUUGUAAAUGAUGCUAUUUUUACAAUGGAUGCUCAUAACAUCAUUAGUGCUAGUAGUGAUGGAACAGUUAAGGUACAUGAUGUACAAAAAUAUUACUCAAUGAUUUUUUUACAUUGUAAAACCAAAAUCAACAUUACUAACCUGAGAUCAGGCUCAAUUUUCGUUUUGCUUUGUAAUAACAUUCGGGCGAGCAAGGCGAAACUCAGGUUAACAUUACAUGUGUAUUUACACAAUCUGUAAAAUACCUAAGUAUUUUGCUUAUUUUCAAUGCACACAAAACUAAGCAAAUUUUGGCUUGUGGCGAUUUUGGAGCAAGAAAACAUACCAUUAAAAAUUUCCCCAAUGAUUUUCACUUUUUGGCUGAAAUCACAUAAUGCCAAAAAUGUCCACUUUCCUGGCAGUUUCUUGUCAUCCUACAUGUAUAAUGUGUUACAUACAUGUUCAAAACAAUAUGUUUCCUUAGACAAUCAGUGAAACCUGCUUAAUGAUUUCAGAUUUUGCGUGUGCUACACAUUUUCUCACUGGAAUCAAAGUUAUAGUUAUAUUGCUAAGGGAAAGUUUUUCCGAGGGGCAUGCGGAAGUAUGACUGGUUUACAAAAUUAUUGUUUGUUAAUUUUUGUCUUAUUUUCAGCUUUGGAAUAUCAAAACAACUGAAUGUCUUCACACUUUCAAGCCAUCAGUAGGUAGUGUGGCGACAGACAUCACAGUCAACUCUGUACAUGUUAUGCCAAGAAACCCAGAACAGUUUGUGGUGUGUAACAGAACAAGCACCGUACUUGUCAUGAACAUGCAGGGACAGGUUAGAUUCAUUUAUAAGUUGACAAUUUUUUGGCAAAGACAGCAUAGGCCUCUAGUCUUAAGUCUGCUAACAAGUUCUCCAUUUCUCAGGCGUGACUUCUUGUGGCUCCCCUAAAAGGAGAGCCAGCUGCUGGCAGGUCAUCUAGUCUCUCUCUGCCCACACCUAGGGUACAUGAAUGCACAGAAAGAUACCUGACAUAUCAGACAACUGUGUAGUAGAGCAAAUGAAACAUGCCUGGAACCAUAGUUAUUAAAGUGGAAUGGUUAUGAAACCCUUUAGACUCUUUGUUUGUUUUGUUUGCUUUUUUAUCUGACUGUGCACAACGUUCAAUAGCAUUCCUAUCAUUUUGAACUUACUGACCAAUAGAAACAUCAUGUUAAUUUAUUCCGUUACAAUCUGUGAAGGAUUGCUCACGGUCAGGGAGCUUCCAACAUAAACUACAGCACCGUUGUUUUCUCUUUUAUGUUUGCUGGCUUUCAUAACAAGUCUCCUUGACUAACUAUGCUGGAACACUGUGACACAAUGCAUAUAGCCUGCGAACAGCAGAUGUAUUUGCAGUCGUCAGCGAUGUCCGGAAAUAUGUCUGCUGUUCGCAGGCUUCAAUGUAUAGGGCCUGGCUGCCAUUAGCUAGUCUCCUGUACUUUUCAGCUUGUACAUGUAUAUAAAAAUAAAAUUUGUUUUUUCAAGUGAAAAGUGCCUAGUGAUUCUGUAGAGAUUGAUUUGAGAAAGAGUUUGGCUGGGCUGCUGGGACUCAAGAUGCUAGGUUAAGGAGGUGAUCUUUGAAUGCCAAGGAAUAGAUAAUCAUACUGAGUCAUCAUUGUCGAAAGGAUAACUUUAAUAAGAAAUAGGGGACAUGUUUUGACGUUGGUCAUUUUGUUGUUUAGAUUGUGCGAAGCUUCACAAGUGGUAAGAGAGAUGGUGGUGACUUUGUAUGCUGCACCCUCUCUCCCAGAGGAGAAUGGGUCUACUGUGUAGGGGAGGACAUGGUCAUGUAUUGUUUUAGUACCAUGACAGGAAAACUAGAACAAUCCUUACAGGUAUGCACUAUUUAUUUUCUUAAGCUGAUCCAGAGUGAGGCACCCAGCAACCAGCAAAUAGCCUGACUUAUUGAAAAAAAAAUUCAUACAUGUAGUGUCAUCUUUGUCUGUCCACUUUGAUCACCUGUAACAUCAAGUGAACUCAGCUGUAACAGGUGUGACGGGUUAAGGCCCUUAAUGUCAGCGAUGUUGUAGAAGCCCUAACUUCAAGCUACAUGUGCAUGUGAUCCAACCAUGCCCCUUUUUUAUAUGAAAAGUGUAUCCAUAGCUCCUACAGAUUUUAAAUUGGGCAAGGGUUGUGAGACGGGACCUACAGUUUAUCUUCCUUAUCCAAGAACAGCUUUUUCAGUUUUUUUAUGAGCCCAAGUAUUGGCCAAGGUUUGCGCAGCAGACUAGCACUCAUCCAGUUGAGCACGGUAAUGAGUGUGACAAAAAGCCCUACUUUUAGCUGGUUUCAAAAUGGCAUCAGACUUGUGAAAAUUAUUGUUGUCUUUCCCCUUUUCCUAACAAAUCAAAUGUUUAUGGUUUAUGUUCUGCAAGUUCUUAUAACUUUUUUUGUAUUUUUCCUGCAAUUUACAUUAGGUUCAUGACAAGGAUGUGAUUGGUGUUGUACAUCACCCACAUAAUAAUCUUAUAUCAACAUACAGUGAAGACGGACAGCUUAAAUUGUGGCAGCCAUAGUGAUCCAUGAUAAAGAAUAACACCAUGGAUGAAGAAAGAGCAUCUCCAAGGAGGCUUCCUGAGGCUCUCUUUGGAGCAUUUUUCUGCAUUUUUUCUGUAGAAGCUAGGUUACAAGAAAGGCCAUUGGGACUGAUUAUUUGAUCUUGUACAAUGUACAAAAUGUAGUAGAGAGGACAUUGAUGCAUUACCAUUGUUUAAGGAGAUUUCGAACUUUUCUUAAGGCUCUGUAAAUAAAUAAAUUUUUUUAACUAGGAACUUGAUUUUAGUUCCUGUUUUGAGCUGGCUUUUUUUCUACCAUCUACCUUUUCUGUUUGGAGGUAUUUCUAUUUUGAUUAAUAUUGUGAAAAGCAUGUUGCUCAAGACACAUAAUUGAAGGAGGGGAUCUGGCUUCGCUUAUGGUUCUUGCUCACCACUGAAUCACAAGAAAGUAAUACCUGUUUUAGAGAAUAGUGUUUUGGGCAAAUAAUACUUUUUGUCCUGAAAAAUUGUUACUUUUUUCAUUCUUUUAUGUGAUAUGCACCUGCUUUGCCCAGGGUUUUUCUAAUGGCAGGUGCUUUUAGUUCUGUUGAUUAAAAAUAAAAUUGAUGUGGAGUUUGAAGCCUGGAAAAACGGAAGAA